AUGUCAUUAGUUGCUUUAGCCCAUACCUGUGCACAUUUGCAAAAUUGUACUCGAGUUAGAUUAUCAUUAACUUCGAUUCCUUAUUCUAAACUACAGUUGCAAUUCGCUUAUAAUCUCUAUAAACAGGGUUUCAUUUCUUCAUUACAAAAGGGGUCUACGAAAGGACCGGAUAAAGAAUAUGUAGAAGUCACUCCAGAUAACAUUUCUACAAGAAGGUUAUGGUUAGGGUUGAAAUAUAGAGAAAAUAAACCAAUUUUGAAUAAAUGUCAAUUGAUUUCAAAACCAAGUCUACGUAUCAUGUUAAAUAAUAGUGAUUUAAAGAGAUUAUGUUCCGGUAUCAUGAUUCGUAAUGUUAAACCUCUACAGCCUGGUGAAUUGAUUCUGGUUAGAAGUAAAGGUACUGUUAUGGAUAUUAAUGAAGCCGUUCAGAAAAAACUUGGUGGUGAGGUUUUAUGUAGAAUAGAUUAA
Messenger RNA from Arxiozyma heterogenica, 468 nucleotides. RefSeq names its product mitochondrial 37S ribosomal protein uS8m MRPS8 (gene MRPS8). Gene Ontology annotation, cellular component: mitochondrion; ribosome. Gene Ontology annotation, biological process: translation. NCBI's taxonomy places the organism in Eukaryota, Fungi, Ascomycota, Saccharomycetes, Saccharomycetales, Saccharomycetaceae. Bases 1 to 468 code for a protein of 155 amino acids. The record is from RefSeq and is a predicted model, not a curated record. The transcript has a single exon. Gene Ontology annotation, molecular function: structural constituent of ribosome.